Molecule: messenger RNA, 1917 nt
Organism: Paramormyrops kingsleyae
Lineage: Eukaryota; Metazoa; Chordata; Actinopteri; Osteoglossiformes; Mormyridae
Product: GTPase KRas-like
Biological process (GO): signal transduction
Cellular component (GO): membrane
Molecular function (GO): GTPase activity; GTP binding
Source: RefSeq, a predicted model, not a curated record
GCGCUCUGCUCUGUGCAGUGUGAGCGCUUCCUUAGCGGUGCUGUUGGCGGAGCUCGUGUUAAAUUAGUACGGAUGUUAAAAUGACACGUGGUCGAUUCUUUCAGAAAUUGCCUUAACUUCUUUUAAAGUCCCGGUUCUCGUUUUUUCCGUUCAUGUAUUAUUUUAAUCCAUGUCAAAAUAUAUCUACAGUUCAAGAUCUGAAGUUAUGACCUUUAAACGACACCUUAAAUAUAAAUUUAUCCAUGGCUCAUGAUUAUGUUUCAAAAGUACCUAUUUAACCUGAUAACAGUCCAUUUUUAACAUAGAGAAUCAGAUUCCGAAAACCCCGAGUCGCCUUCCCCCCAGCUGAGCGUUCCGUGUCAUUUCUCAUAACGCCUCUGCUAAAAUAAUUUGGUGAAGCAAGUCUAAUAACUGAGCUGGUGCCGUCUGUCAGUCCACACCGUCGGCCGGAGUAAUAUCACGCCCCUCCCCUUUGGGUCUGGAAUAAUCUGUAAUUUACAGAAGAUACAAUGGUGCAAUAAUCCGAAACGAUCGGCUAAGGAAAGACCAGGUGGGGAAACCACCAGACAAACUGGGCUGCACUUUGCUUUUGUGGCGGUUUCAGUAAUAUUUGGUUUACACGACCGAUACCGACGCAAUACUUUGCGGCUGAAGCGCAAGAUGCCGGAAUCGUCCAGAAAAUAGGACUUUAACAGUUUACAGCAUUUUGGGGGACGUCGGACGCGACACGCCGAGAGCAAAAAGGUGAGCCAUGACGGAGUACAAGCUGGUGGUUGUGGGGGCUGGUGGCGUGGGGAAGAGCGCCCUCACCAUCCAGCUUAUCCAGAACCACUUCGUGGACGAGUACGACCCCACCAUCGAGGACUCCUACAGGAAGCAGGUGGUGAUUGACGGGGAGACAUGCCUAUUGGACAUCCUGGACACGGCAGGUCAGGAGGAGUAUAGCGCCAUGCGAGACCAGUACAUGAGGACUGGGGAGGGCUUCCUCUGUGUCUUCGCCAUCAACAACAGCAAGUCCUUCGAGGACAUUCACAACUACAGAGAGCAAAUCAAGAGGGUGAAGGAUUCUGAGGACGUCCCCAUGGUGUUGGUGGGCAACAAGUGUGACCUUCCAUCGCGGACGGUGGACACCAAGCAGGCCCAAGACCUGGCCAGAAACUACGGCAUCCCCUUCAUAGAGACGUCGGCCAAAACCAGACAGGGCGUGGACGACGCCUUCUACACACUAGUGAGAGAGAUCCGGAAGCACAAGGAGAAGAUGAGCAAGGAGGGGAAGAAGAAGAAGAAGAGAUCAAAGGCCAAGUGCACGCUCCUGUGAAUGAGGAGACGGCGGGUGCCGAGGGAGAGCGCCUCGUCCUGCAGGGCGGCCUGCCUUCCUGCCUGCGGGGCGGCCUGCCUUCCUGCCUGCGGGGCGGCCUGCCUGACUGACUGACUGACAGCUGUGUGUCUCUCUGCUUUAUACUAAACUAUAAGCCACUAUGGAAAUUAACCCCACCCCACGCCCCCACCACUCAUUGCAUCCCCCUCAGCGGUGUCACUCCAUGCAGGGGACUGACCCCCCACCCCCAGGUUUGGGUGGUUUUGGUGGGGGGUGUGACCUAUCUCCCCAGCCUCAAAUGCAAUGCAACUUUAUCCAUAGGAGGCUGGAUGUGGUGUAAGCAUCACACUGCAAGACUGAUAAAAGGGGAAAAAACAAGUUACUGAUACUCAAAGGCUUGUUUUUAAAGUCGAAUGAUUAAGUUCUCAUUUUUUUAAAUAGUUUUUAAUGAUGGCAGCAUCUGUGCUUUUUAAAGCAAGGUGCCAAAGAGCACAUGAGGUCAAAAUGCUGGGGAUGUUAAGGAGAGCUCCCACUAGUGCUGGGGAUGUUAAGGAGAGCUCCCACUAGUGCUGGGGAUGUUAAGGAGAGCUCCCACUAGU